Messenger RNA from Entrophospora sp. SA101, 447 nucleotides. NCBI's taxonomy places the organism in Eukaryota, Fungi, Glomeromycota, Glomeromycetes, Entrophosporales, Entrophosporaceae. The record is from the annotation of a GenBank genome assembly.
AUGUUAAUGAAACAUGUUAUUAGUGAUGAAGAAGAUGACGAUUACAAAAACAAUGUUAAUAGUGAUAGUGGUUAUAGGGAUGAAGAUUAUGAAAAGGAUAAUCUUGACAAAGAAGACUUUUAUUUUGAAGGUAACAGAGGCCAUGAUGAUCAUAGGUAUGAUAAAAAAAAGAUUAAUUCUGAUGAAGAUUUUAAAACUUGUAAACAAGAACCAAAUCUUGAAAUUAUCACCUUUAAUAAUAAUAAAUCUUCAUGUGAUAAAGAUGCCAAUGAUAAAGAUGAAGAUUUUGGAACUUGUAAACAAGAAUCAAAUUUUGAAAUCGCUAUCAUUAAUAAUAAAUUUUCAUGUGAUGAUAACAAGGAUAAAGAUGAGAAGGAUAGAAAAUAUAAAUUUAAUAAUAUGUUGAUAAAUAAUAAUAAAAAGGAAAAGAAUGGAAGAAAAGAAUGA